AUGCUCGUUACUCAACUCCUCAUUGCCAGUCUCAUCGCUGUCGCCAGCGCUACCAACCUCGUCUCACGUGAGGAUGCGUACUUCGCCUCUCUCUUGAAGCGUCAGGAGCCUGGUACUCCUGCAUACAAUUGUCACGACAACUGCGGCUCCGCCAUUACCCUCUCUCGCGGCGCUGACCCUUGCAAUAACGCGGCUUUUGUCGCCGACUACAACAAUUGUCUCAAGUGCUCUGGUCCAGACAACUACAAUAUCUGGCGCUACUAUGGCGGCACUUUAAGCAGCACUGGUGCUAAGUGCGGUUUCGAUACCGAGCCACUGCCUGGCAAGCAGGAAGAUGUCCCCGAAUCUGGCAGCACCGGAGCUGCAUCUUCAGCUGCUCCUGCGCAGACAUCGGCUGCUGCACAGUCAUCCAUAAUUCCUUCUGCUGCUGCUUCUUCAGCAUCUGCUGCCCCAUCCGUCGCUGCACAAGAAAGUAGCCAGGCCGCAGCUACAACUGAGGCUGCAACAAGUGAGGCUCCUGUCUCUUCUGCGGCGACCCCUUCUGCGCUGCUGACUACUGUGGUUACUCCUGCGAUCUCUUCUGCCCCAAUCUACCCUACUGUCGUUGCGAACGGAACGCUGAGCUCUCUCGUGUCAGGUGUGCCUUCGCCUAGCACCAAUGCUAGUGCAAGCUUCACUGCUGUAAGUACGACUUCCACUUCCUUUGGAGCACAGACUGACUCUAAGAUAGUCUGCACCUGCUGAGGUCACCACCAAUGCUGCUGCUGGUCUUCGUGUUGUGGACGCUGCUGGCCUGUUCGGUGCGAUCUUUGUUGGCGCGCUUUUCGGCAUGUAAGCUGGGGAGGCUCCGAGCGCACAGGAGGGUCAAGCGAAGAGUGCAGCAAGCGGACGACAUUUACCUCUCAUGUACAGUAUGUUUCGACCAAACGAUAUGAAGCUAUGGGCGAAUA
Molecule: messenger RNA, 950 nt
Organism: Macroventuria anomochaeta
Lineage: Eukaryota; Fungi; Ascomycota; Dothideomycetes; Pleosporales; Didymellaceae
Exons: 3
Coding region: 1-744 (247 amino acids)
Source: RefSeq, a predicted model, not a curated record